GACGUCUCGGGCUGACGGCUACGUUCACGUUGUAAUGUUGUGCUUAUAUGAUCCUUGGACAAGAUUUGUCCACACCUCCACCUUAUCCUGUUGGUGAGCAUCUUCUCAAAAGACUGUGUUUACAAUGCUUUGAGAGCAAUUCCUGUGGUGGCAGGUCAAUGUCCAGACAUGGGCAAUGGUUCAAUAAAGGCCCCACGGGCUGUGGAGGACAUACACACAGAACUGCCGGGCCUGGACACAGACAUCUUAAGGAUGCGAAUAAACUACCUGGAACUUGAGCUGCUACAGAAAGACAAAGUACUAGAAGCUCGGGAACUUCAGUUGCAACAUCUGCAGAGGGAGUUAGAUGCCAAGGUCUCCCAAAUUGACAAACUCCAGGAUGCUAUAGGCUACAACAGCAGCUUUGGAUGUGCAGCACCAGGACUGUGCCACCACCGCUUCAGUGUAAUCAAUCAAGGACCCAGUCGUUUCCAAAAGGCCGCCGUGGCGGUCCACCAAAGACUUAAAGCCAAGGAAGGUGUCUCUGCUGAGCCUACUUCUGAUUACUUCUGUGGGGGGCUAAGACCUACUCACAUUUCUGUGGUGAAGCCUAUACACAAAGACUCGGAAAUUAAAAAGCUCAUGAAUGACGCCAUGACAAACAAUGAUUUCCUUAAGAGAUUGGAGCCACAACACACAAGGGAAAUGGUUGACUGUAUGUAUGAGAAGGUGUACACGAAAGGACAGCUUGUCAUCCAGGAGGGGGAAUCUGGAAACUUCCUAUAUGUCUUAACAGAUGGCUUGCUGGAAGUCAUCCAAAACGGCAAACUGCUCAGUGAGAUGCAUCCUGGAACAGCAUUUGGAGAAUUGGCAAUAUUGUAUAAUUGCAAAAGAACAGCCACCGUAAAAGCUCUGACGGAGUCCCACAUAUGGGCUUUGGAUCGUCAGACUUUCCAAGCAAUCAUGAUGCGGACUACACAAGCCCGGAAUGAGGAGUAUUUCAGCUUUUUGCGCAGUGUGUCUCUACUUCAGGAAUUGCCAGAAGAGAAACUUGCCAAGAUUGUUGAUUGCCUUGAAGUUGACUAUUUUCAAAAGGGAGAGUACAUUAUUCGUGAGGGGGAAGAUGGUGACACGUUCUUUAUCAUUGCAAAAGGAGAAGUUAUUGUGACACAAAGCACAGAAGGCUUUGCUGAACCUCAGGAAAUCAAGACCCUCGGAGUUGGAGACUACUUUGGAGAGAAAGCUCUGAUCAGUGAAGAUCUUCGUUCAGCCAACAUCAUCUGCAAUGAAAAUGACACACACUGUUUAGUGGUUGACAGAGACAACUUUAACCAGAUGGUUGGAACCUAUGAGGAACUUCAGGCUUACCUGAAGGAAUAUGUAGAGGAACUUUCAAGGAGUGACGAGAAGCGAAACGCUCUGCCACAUUCACCCCAGAUUGAUUCUGCAGAAGCCCAAGAGCUGAGAAGGUUAAAGGAGAGGAUUGCCCUAAUACCACAUAAUCAACCUUUCCAGCAAUUGGAGGUGAUAGCGACUCUUGGCAUGGGAGGAUUUGGACGAGUGGAGCUGGUGAAGCUGAAGGACGAGGACACUACAUUUGCACUGAAAUGUAUUAAGAAGAAGCAUGUUGUGGACACCAGACAACAGGAACACAUUUACUCAGAGAAGAACAUUCUUCAGCACGCCAAUUCGGCUUUUAUCAUCAGGUUAUUCAGAACAUUCCGCGACAAUAAGUAUGUCUACAUGUUGUUGGAAGUGUGUCUUGGAGGAGAGCUGUGGACUGUGCUGCGUGACAUGAACUAUUUUGAUGAAUCGACUGCAAGAUUUUGCACUGGUUGCGUCCUAGAGGCUUUUGAUUAUCUCCACACUAUGGGUAUUAUAUAUAGAGACCUCAAACCCGAAAACCUUCUUCUUGAUGCAAAAGGAUAUGUCAAAAUGGCAGACUUCGGGUUUGCGAAAAAGAUUGGUCUUGGAAAGAAGACCUGGACAUUCUGUGGAACACCUGAAUAUGUGGCUCCAGAGGUCAUCAUGAACAAAGGCCAUGACUUUGGAGCUGAUUGCUGGUCUUUGGGAAUUCUCAUAUUCGAACUUCUUACUGGCAAUCCUCCAUUUGCUGGAUCAGAUCCCAUAAAGAUCUACACAAUGGUCCUCUAUGGCAUUGAAAAGGUGGACUUCCCCAAGAGAAUAGGCAAGCGUCCAGAUGACCUUAUCAGGAGACUCUGCAAGCUAAACCCAGUGGAGAGAGUGGGGAACAAAAAGAAUGGAAUCAUUGACAUCAAGAAACACAAAUGGUUCCAGGGCUUUAACUGGGAGGGGUUAAGACGCCACAAGCUCCUGUCUCCUUUGAAGAGAGAGCUUAACAGCCCAAUGGAUCACAGUCACUUUGACAUCUUUCCUCCUGACACAGAAGUGACCCCUGAUGAGACAUCUGGCUGGGAUAAAGACUUCUGACAUCUCAUACAAAAUGUAUUUCGUAAUCGGCGUUUCACUUUCACAAUAUAUGGAGUCCUCAAGUCUCGCCCCUAUGCUGGAGACUUAACCUGAAGGGCAACUCAACCUGAAAGUGCCCCUUAAAAGGGACUUUAAUGCACGGGGUGGAACCUUCAAUCACUCGUUUCAGUUGAACCAUAAACAGUGACCGACGUACACCGUUUAAUGCAUGGUUUAUGCUUCUGCCUUGGGCCUACGGCAUAGCUACGGCGUUCACUCCACGCUGUCGAUGAGCAUUUGAAGCUCUGAGUAGAAGUGACGCAUUGCACUGUAGUGUGCCGCCCAGUCAAUAGGGGGGUUUAUUGUUAUCUUUGUGAGGUUUUGCAGGCUUUUGCAGAGAUGCAAGAGAUGCACUUAUGAUAUUUUGGGAUGUCAACGGGCAGAUUUGACGAUCUUCUUCACGGUAAUGACGCAUUGUGUCUCGACCAAUCACAGUCGUUCAUGUAGUAAUGCAUAGUCAGGACGCGUAGUCAGGAUUUUUGAGAGGGGCAAAAUAUUUUUUUUUAAUUUUGAGGGGCCAGCUACACUUUCACGUAGGGCACUUAGCUAGUUACGGCAACCGUACGUGGGUGGGCGGAGCUUUUGCGAAAGGUCAAUUGACUGUGGCAGAAUCCCUCCCCCCUCAACAAAUGACACCUGGCAUUCCCAUGGAGUCCAAAACAGAAUUGGCCCUCCUAGACACCUGAAAGGCUGUUUUUGAUGACGACGAUGAAAGUCUUCAAAUUUGAAGAAAGGUGCACAGAAAUAUAUGCCUGUGCCCCCACCCAGUCACUUGAAAGUUAAGCGCAGGUCCAGUCAGUUUUAACGAUAAUAUAUAUUUUUUUACGUGCAUUGGCAGGUCUGUUUGGCAUCUUAAAACAACUUUCGCAUGCAAAAAAUAAACAAUACAGUAGACCACAAUGAAGAACAAAAAAUAUUGUAUUUGGAAAAUACAUUUAAUAUUGAUGAAAAAUGCAUAAUGCAAGAUACAACAGUUAGUAGUAAAGUUGUUGGACAGAUGUACAAUAUUCUUAUAUACAUUUACCUGCAAAAAGGAUAUAAAAAACAAAAUAAUACAGCUGCAUUUUCAGCAUGUGAUAGGAACAAAGUUAUAGAAACCCAAGGACUGUAAAAUGUAAAUGUUGAUACAGUAUUUUUUUCAACCACCAAUAAGGAAAAUAAUGAAAUACAGAACCUCCAAAACAACCUUGUCCCUUUUUUGUUCAAUCACUAUACGAAUACAAGACGUUUGAAAUCCACUGUAUAAAAAAUUCUUGUUUUUCUAUUCGAGUUACAGUCAAACUGUUUCUGUUUCUUUGUUUCCAAUAAAAAUGAAUGUUGUCAGAACAUUUUGGUGGGAUUGACUGGUCAUGUUUCCCAAUUUAUUCUGCAUUUUUUAAAUUUGUUUAUAAUUUAUUAGCAGACUUAGUGUAUACUGUAUUUCUCUGUGCUAUGCCAUAACAGUUCAACGGCCGUCAUUUUCUAAAGAUAAAGAUGGGCUAAGUUUAAAGGCAUGAACAGAUAAAUCA
Messenger RNA from Corythoichthys intestinalis (scribbled pipefish), 3977 nucleotides. RefSeq names its product cGMP-dependent protein kinase 2. The record is from RefSeq and is a predicted model, not a curated record. Lineage: Eukaryota; Metazoa; Chordata; Actinopteri; Syngnathiformes; Syngnathidae. The transcript is spliced from 20 exons. Gene Ontology annotation, biological process: protein phosphorylation. The coding region runs from base 169 to 2430 and encodes 753 amino acids. Gene Ontology annotation, molecular function: ATP binding; cGMP-dependent protein kinase activity.